Symsagittifera roscoffensis is the source of this 10647-nucleotide messenger RNA. RefSeq lists its product as uncharacterized. The record is from RefSeq and is a predicted model, not a curated record. The transcript has 10 exons. The annotation marks the transcript as partial. NCBI's taxonomy places the organism in Eukaryota, Metazoa, Xenacoelomorpha, Acoela, Convolutidae.
UCUUCUACUACAAGUAGCACAACAUCGUCAACUUCUUCUCCAUCUACUAGCAGUACCACUUCCUCUACCACAAGCAGCAGUUCCUCGCCUACUUCCAGUAGUACCAUAUCAUCUACUUCCUCACCAACUACCAGUUCAACAACUUCCUCGUCUACCAGCAGCACUACAUCUUCUACUUCGUCACCAACUACGAGCAGUACGACAUCAUCUAGCACAAGUAGCACGUCUUCACCAACUAGCUCUUCCACAUCAAGCAGCACCACUUCGUCAACAUCUUCUCCUACAACAAGUAGUACUUCCUCUCCCACCACAUCAACCACAACAAGCAGCACAACUUCAUCUACAUCAUCACCUACUACCAGUAGCACAACUUCGUCGACCACAUCUUCCACUUCCAGUCAUUCAACUUCCAGUACUUCUUCUCAUUCUACUUCUAGUACAAGCUCUCACUCAACCAGUAGCACUUCUUCACCCACAACAUCUUCCACAACUAGUAGCACAACUUCAUCAACUUCUUCACCUACCACUAGCAGCACAACAUCAUCAAGUUCUUCGUCUACAACUAGCAGCACAACUUCUUCAACAUCAUCGCCAACUACCAGCAGUACCUCCUCAUCGACAACAUCAUCUACUUCAUCCCCAACCACUAGCAGCACAUCCUCUCCGACAACAUCAUCCACUACAAGCAGCACGACCUCGUCAACUUCUUCGCCUACAACAAGUAGCUCCACAUCAUCCACUACCAGCAGUACAUCUUCUCCAACAACAUCAUCUACUUCUAGCAGCACAACUUCAUCAACAUCAUCACCAACGUCAUCCUCCACAACGAGCAGCACUACUUCAUCGACAUCGUCUCCUACAACAAGUAGUACUUCCUCUCCCACUUCAUCUUCUACUACAAGUAGCACAACAUCGUCAACUUCUUCUCCAUCUACUAGCAGUACCACUUCCUCUACCACAAGCAGCAGUUCCUCGCCUACUUCCAGUAGUACCACAUCAUCUACUUCCUCACCAACUACCAGUUCAACAACUUCCUCGUCUACCAGCAGCACUACAUCUUCUACUUCGUCACCAACUACGAGCAGUACGACAUCAUCUAGCACAAGUAGCACGUCUUCACCAACUAGCUCUUCCACAUCAAGCAGCACCACUUCGUCAACAUCUUCUCCUACAACAAGUAGUACUUCCUCUCCCACCACAUCAUCCACAACAAGCAGCACAACUUCAUCUACAUCAUCACCUACUACCAGUAGCACAACUUCGUCGACCACAUCUUCCACUUCCAGUCAUUCAACUUCCAGUACUUCUUCUCAUUCUACUUCUAGUACAAGCUCUCACUCAACCAGUAGCACCUCUUCACCCACAACAUCUUCCACAACUAGUAGCACAACUUCAUCAACUUCUUCACCUACCACUAGCAGCACAACAUCAUCAAGUUCUUCGUCUACAACUAGCAGCACAACUUCUUCAACAUCAUCGCCAACUACCAGCAGUACCUCCUCAUCGACAACAUCAUCUACUUCAUCCCCAACCACUAGCAGCACAUCCUCUCCGACAACAUCAUCCACUACAAGCAGCACGACCUCGUCAACUUCUUCGCCUACAACAAGUAGCUCCACAUCAUCCACUACCAGCAAUACAUCUUCUCCAACAACAUCAUCUACUUCUAGCAGCACAACUUCAUCAACAUCAUCACCAACGUCAUCCUCCACAACGAGCAGCACUACCUCAUCGACAUCGUCUCCUACAACAAGUAGUACUUCCUCUCCCACUUCAUCUUCUACUACAAGUAGCACAACAUCGUCAACUUCUUCUCCAUCUACUAGCAGUACCACUUCCUCUACCACAAGCAGCAGUUCAUCGCCUACUUCCAGUAGUACCACAUCAUCUACUUCCUCACCAACUACCAGUUCAACAACUUCCUCGUCUACCAGCAGCACUACAUCUUCUACUUCGUCACCAACUACGAGCAGUACGACAUCAUCUAGCACAAGUAGCACGUCUUCACCAACUAGCUCUUCCACAUCAAGCAGCACCACUUCGUCAACAUCUUCUCCUACAACAAGUAGUACUUCCUCUCCCACCACAUCAUCCACAACAAGCAGCACAACUUCAUCUACAUCAUCACCUACUACCAGUAGCACAACUUCGUCGACCACAUCUUCCACUUCCAGUCAUUCAACUUCCAGUACUUCUUCUCAUUCUACUUCUAGUACAAGCUCUCACUCAACCAGUAGCACCUAUUCACCCACAACAUCUUCCACAACUAGUAGCACAACUUCAUCAACUUCUUCACCUACCACUAGCAGCACAACUUCAUCGACUUCUUCACCUACCACUAGCAGCACAACAUCAUCAACAUCAUCGCCAACUACCAGCAGUACCUCCUCAUCGACAACAUCAUCUACUUCAUCCCCAACCACUAGCAGCACAUCCUCUCCGACAACAUCAUCCACUACAAGCAGCACGACCUCGUCAACUUCUUCGCCUACAACAAGUAGCUCCACAUCAUCCACUACCAGCAGUACAUCUUCUCCAACAACAUCAUCUACUUCUAGCAGCACAACUUCAUCAACAUCAUCACCAACGUCAUCCUCCACAACGAGCAGCACUACUUCAUCGACAUCGUCUCCUACAACAAGUAGUACUUCCUCUCCCACUUCAUCUUCUACUACAAGUAGCACAACAUCGUCAACUUCUUCUCCAUCUACUAGCAGUACCACUUCCUCUACCACAAGCAGCAGUUCCUCGCCUACUUCCAGUAGUACCACAUCAUCUACUUCCUCACCAACUACCAGUUCAACAACUUCCUCGUCUACCAGCAGCACUACAUCUUCUACUUCGUCACCAACUACGAGCAGUACGACAUCAUCUAGCACAAGUAGCACGUCUUCACCAACUAGCUCUUCCACAUCAAGCAGCACCACUUCGUCAACAUCUUCUCCUACAACAAGUAGUACUUCCUCUCCCACCACAUCAUCCACAACAAGCAGCACAACUUCAUCUACAUCAUCACCUACUACCAGUAGCACAACUUCGUCGACCACAUCUUCCACUUCCAGUCAUUCAACUUCCAGUACUUCUUCUCAUUCUACUUCUAGUACAAGCUCUCACUCAACCAGUAGCACCUCUUCACCCACAACAUCUUCCACAACUAGUAGCACAACUUCAUCAACUUCUUCACCUACCACUAGCAGCACAACUUCAUCGACUUCUUCACCUACCACUAGCAGCACAACAUCAUCAACAUCAUCGCCAACUACCAGCAGUACCUCCUCAUCGACAACAUCAUCUACUUCAUCCCCAACCACUAGCAGCACAUCCUCUCCGACAACAUCAUCCACUACAAGCAGCACGACCUCGUCAACUUCUUCGCCUACAACAAGUAGCUCCACAUUAUCCACUACCAGCAGUACAUCUUCUCCAACAACAUCAUCUACUUCUAGCAGCACAACUUCAUCAACAUCAUCACCAACGUCAUCCUCCACAACGAGCAGCACUACUUCAUCGGCAUCGUCUCCUACAACAAGUAGUACUUCCUCUCCCACUUCAUCUUCUACUACAAGUAGCACAACAUCGUCAACUUCUUCUCCAUCUACUAGCAGUACCACUUCCUCUACCACAAGCAGCAGUUCCUCGCCUACUUCCAGUAGUACCACAUCAUCUACUUCCUCACCAACUACCAGUUCAACAACUUCCUCGUCUACCAGCAGCACUACAUCUUCUACUUCGUCACCAACUACGAGCAGUACGACAUCAUCUAGCACAAGUAGCACGUCUUCACCAACUAGCUCUUCCACAUCAAGCAGCACCACUUCGUCAACAUCUUCUCCUACAACAAGUAGUACUUCCUCUCCCACCACAUCAUCCACAACAAGCAGCACAACUUCAUCUACAUCAUCACCUACUACCAGUAGCACAACUUCGUCGACCACAUCUUCCACUUCCAGUCAUUCAACUUCCAGUACUUCUUCUCAUUCUAGUUCUAGUACAAGCUCUCACUCAACCAGUAGCACCUCUUCACCCACAACAUCUUCCACAACUAGUAGCACAACUUCAUCAACUUCUUCACCUACCACUAGCAGCACAACAUCAUCAAGUUCUUCGUCUACAACUAGCAGCACAACUUCUUCAACAUCAUCGCCAACUACCAGCAGUACCUCCUCAUCGACAACAUCAUCUACUUCAUCCCCAACCACUAGCAGCACAUCCUCUCCGACAACAUCAUCCACUACAAGCAGCACGACCUCGUCAACUUCUUCGCCUACAACAAGUAGCUCCACAUCAUCCACUACCAGCAGUACAUCUUCUCCAACAACAUCAUCUACUUCUAGCAGCACAACUUCAUCAACAUCAUCACCAACGUCAUCCUCCACAACGAGCAGCACUACUUCAUCGACAUCGUCUCCUACAACAAGUAGUACUUCCUCUCCCACUUCAUCUUCUACUACAAGUAGCACAACAUCGUCAACUUCUUCUCCAUCUACUAGCAGUACCACUUCCUCUACCACAAGCAGCAGUUCCUCGCCUACUUCCAGUAGUACCACAUCAUCUACUUCCUCACCAACUACCAGUUCAACAACUUCCUCGUCUACCAGCAGCACUACAUCUUCUACUUCGUCACCAACUACGAGCAGUACGACAUCAUCUAGCACAAGUAGCACGUCUUCACCAACUAGCUCUUCCACAUCAAGCAGCACCACUUCGUCAACAUCUUCUCCUACAACAAGUAGUACUUCCUCUCCCACCACAUCAUCCACAACAAGCAGCACAACUUCAUCUACAUCAUCACCUACUACCAGUAGCACAACUUCGUCGACCACAUCUUCCACUUCCAGUCAUUCAACUUCCAGUACUUCUUCUCAUUCUACUUCUAGUACAAGCUCUCACUCAACCAGUAGCACCUCUUCACCCACAACAUCUUCCACAACUAGUAGCACAACUUCAUCAACUUCUUCACCUACCACUAGCAGCACAACUUCAUCGACUUCUUCACCUACCACUAGCAGCACAACAUCAUCAACAUCAUCGCCAACUACCAGCAGUACCUCCUCAUCGACAACAUCAUCUACUUCAUCCCCAACCACUAGCAGCACAUCCUCUCCGACAACAUCAUCCACUACAAGCAGCACGACCUCGUCAACUUCUUCGCCUACAACAAGUAGCUCCACAUCAUCCACUACCAGCAGUACAUCUUCUCCAACAACAUCAUCUACUUCUAGCAGCACAACUUCAUCAAUAUCAUCACCAACGUCAUCCUCCACAACGAGCAGCACUACUUCAUCGACAUCGUCUCCUACAACAAGUAGUACCUCCUCUCCCACUUCAUCUUCUACUACAAGUAGCACAACAUCGUCAACUUCUUCUCCAUCUACUAGCAGUACCACUUCCUCUACCACAAGCAGCAGUUCCUCGCCUACUUCCAGUAGUACCACAUCAUCUACUUCCUCACCAACUACCAGUUCAACAACUUCCUCGUCUACCAGCAGCACUACAUCUUCUACUUCGUCACCAACUACGAGCAGUACGACAUCAUCUAGCACAAGUAGCACGUCUUCACCAACUAGCUCUUCCACAUCAAGCAGCACCACUUCGUCAACAUCUUCUCCUACAACAAGUAGUACUUCCUCUCCCACCACAUCAUCCACAACAAGCAGCACAACUUCAUCUACAUCAUCACCUACUACCAGUAGCACAACUUCGUCGACCACAUCUUCCACUUCCAGUCAUUCAACUUCCAGUACUUCUUCUCAUUCUACUUCUAGUACAAGCUCUCACUCAACCAGUAGCACCUCUUCACCCACAACAUCUUCCACAACUAGUAGCACAACUUCAUCAACUUCUUCACCUACCACUAGCAGCACAACUUCAUCGACUUCUUCACCUACCACUAGCAGCACAACAUCAUCAACAUCAUCGCCAACUACCAGCAGUACCUCCUCAUCGACAACAUCAUCUACUUCAUCCCCAACCACUAGCAGCACAUCCUCUCCGACAACAUCAUCUACUACAAGCAGCACGACCUCGUCAACUUCUUCGCCUACAACAAGUAGCUCCACAUCAUCCACUACCAGCAGUACAUCUUCUCCAACAACAUCAUCUACUUCUAGCAGCACAACUUCAUCAAUAUCAUCACCAACGUCAUCCUCCACAACGAGCAGCACUACUUCAUCGACAUCGUCUCCUACAACAAGUAGUACCUCCUCUCCCACUUCAUCUUCAACUACAAGUAGCACAACAUCGUCAACUUCUUCUCCAUCUACUAGCAGUACCACUUCCUCUACCACAAGCAGCAGUUCCUCGCCUACUUCCAGUAGUACCACAUCAUCUACUUCCUCACCAACUACCAGUUCAACAACUUCCUCGUCUACCAGCAGCACUACAUCUUCUACUUCGUCACCAACUACGAGCAGUACGACAUCAUCUAGCACAAGUAGCACGUCUUCACCAACUAGCUCUUCCACAUCAAGCAGCACCACUUCGUCAACAUCUUCUCCUACAACAAGUAGUACUUCCUCUCCCACCACAUCAUCCACAACAAGCAGCACAACUUCAUCUACAUCAUCACCUACUACCAGUAGCACAACUUCGUCGACCACAUCUUACACUUCCAGUCAUUCAACUUCCAGUACUUCUUCUCAUUCUACUUCUAGUACAAGCUCUCACUCAACCAGUAGCACCUCUUCACCCACAACAUCUUCCACAACUAGUAGCACAACUUCAUCAACUUCUUCACCUACCACUAGCAGCACAACUUCAUCGACUUCUUCACCUACCACUAGCAGCACAACAUCAUCAACAUCAUCGCCAACUACCAGCAGUACCUCCUCAUCGACAACAUCAUCUACUUCAUCCCCAACCACUAGCAGCACAUCCUCUCCGACAACAUCAUCUACUACAAGCAGCACGACCUCGUCAACUUCUUCGCCUACAACAAGUAGCUCCACAUCAUCCACUACCAGCAGUACAUCUUCUCCAACAACAUCAUCUACUUCUAGCAGCACAACUUCAUCAAUAUCAUCACCAACGUCAUCCUCCACAACGAGCAGCACUACUUCAUCGACAUCGUCUCCUACAACAAGUAGUACCUCCUCUCCCACUUCAUCUUCAACUACAAGUAGCACAACAUCGUCAACUUCUUCUCCAUCUACUAGCAGUACCACUUCCUCUACCACAAGCAGCAGUUCCUCGCCUACUUCCAGUAGUACCACAUCAUCUACUUCCUCACCAACUACCAGUUCAACAACUUCCUCGUCUACCAGCAGCACUACAUCUUCUACUUCGUCACCAACUACGAGCAGUACGACAUCAUCUAGCACAAGUAGCACGUCUUCACCAACUAGCUCUUCCACAUCAAGCAGCACCACUUCGUCAACAUCUUCUCCUACAACAAGUAGUACUUCCUCUCCCACCACAUCAUCCACAACAAGCAGCACAACUUCAUCUACAUCAUCACCUACUACCAGUAGCACAACUUCGUCGACCACAUCUUCCACUUCCAGUCAUUCAACUUCCAGUACUUCUUCUCAUUCUACUUCUAGUACAAGCUCUCACUCAACCAGUAGCACCUCUUCACCCACAACAUCUUCCACAACUAGUAGCACAACUUCAUCAACUUCUUCACCUACCACUAGCAGCACAACUUCAUCGACUUCUUCACCUACCACUAGCAGCACAACAUCAUCAACAUCAUCGCCAACUACCAGCAGUACCUCCUCAUCGACAACAUCAUCUACUUCAUCCCCAACCACUAGCAACACAUCCUCUCCGACAACAUCAUCUACUACAAGCAGCACGACCUCGUCAACUUCUUCGCCUACAACAAGUAGCUCCACAUCAUCCACUACCAGCAGUACAUCUUCUCCAACAACAUCAUCUACUUCUAGCAGCACAACUUCAUCAAUAUCAUCACCAACGUCAUCCUCCACAACGAGCAGCACUACUUCAUCGACAUCGUCUCCUACAACAAGUAGUACUUCCUCUCCCACUUCAUCUUCUACUACAAGUAGCACAACAUCGUCAACUUCUUCUCCAUCUACUAGCAGUACCACUUCCUCUACCACAAGCAGCAGUUCCUCGCCUACUUCCAGUAGUACCACAUCAUCUACUUCCUCACCAACUACCAGUUCAACAACUUCCUCGUCUACCAGCAGCACUACAUCUUCAACUUCGUCACCAACUACGAGCAGUACGACAUCAUCUAGCACAAGUAGCACGUCUUCGCCAACUAGCUCUUCCACAUCAAGCAGCACCACUUCGUCAACAUCUUCUCCUACAACAAGUAGUACUUCCUCUCCCACCACAUCAUCCACAACAAGCAGCACAACUUCAUCUACAUCAUCACCUACUACCAGUAGCACAACUUCGUCGACCACAUCUUCCACUUCCAGUCAUUCAACUUCCAGUACUUCUUCUCAUUCUACUUCUAGUACAAGCUCUCACUCAACCAGUAGCACCUCUUCACCCACAACAUCUUCCACAACUAGUAGCACAACUUCAUCAACUUCUUCACCUACCACUAGCAGCACAACAUCAUCAAGUUCUUCGUCUACAACUAGCAGCACAACUUCUUCAACAUCAUCGCCAACUACCAGCAGUACCUCCUCAUCGACAACAUCAUCUACUUCAUCCCCAACCACUAGCAGCUCAUCCUCUCCGACAACAUCAUCCACUACAAGCAGCACGACCUCGUCAACUUCUUCGCCUACAACAAGUAGCUCCACAUCAUCCACUACCAGCAGUACAUCUUCUGCAACAACUUCAUCAACAUCAUCACCAACGUCAUCCUCCACAACGAGCAGCACUAUUUCAUCGACGUCGUCUCCUACAACAAGCAGCACGUCUUCAUCUAUAACUUCAUCAACAACGAGCAGCACUAGAGGCCCAAUUACACCUGGAGGAUCUUCAUCAACAACAAGCAGCACUUCUUCGCCUACAUCCAGCAGCACAUCUUCAUCUAUAACUUCAUCAACAACAAGCAGCACUAGAGGCCCAAUUACAGCUGGAGGAACUUCAUCAACAACAAGCAGCACUUCUUCGCCUACAUCAAGCAGCACCACGUCUUCAACUACAUCUUCUACCACGAGUAGCACAACUAGUCAAGAAUAUUGUAACUCCUGGGGAGAUCGUCAUGAUAUUCGAGAGUGGGGCAGCUGGUCCGAAUGGAGUGAGUGUUCAGCCGGCACCUGUGGUCUGAUUGGGGUGCAGAAGAGAGUGCGGGAAUGCAACAUCAAGUUCGAGGAGAACGUUCACUUCUGUGACGGCAGAGACCAGGAGCACCGCACCUGCAACAGGGACAGUGAGCUGUGCCAGGACGACACUACUGACCCAUGCGGCCUGGACAUGAGUAGGAGCAAUGUGACUAGACACUGUGGCACCACCUGCUCCUCCCUCGGCUCAGACUUCUACUGCAACCCAUAUGACAUCACCUCCGUAGACGCAGAGCACUUGGCCGAUGACGAAGACUACUCUCACUCCUGCAGCUGUGCACCCCCGAUGGUGUUCGAUGAAUUGACUAGUUCGUGUGUGAUGGCGGACGAGUGUCAAUGCUGGGACAGCGAGUGUGACGACUACGUGGAUGGCACUGACCAGGGCACAUGUUGUCCAGGAAGAACAUGCUCGUGUGUGAAUGGACAACUGUCCUGUGUGGGCCACUGCCCCAUCAACUGUGUGGCCACAGAGUGGAGUGAGUGGACCCAGUGCAACUCAGACUGCAUCCGGGAGAGGGAGAGAUGUAUCAUUCGACAUGCGAACUAUGGGGGAGCUGGUUGCAGUGGAGGGGAGAAGGAGGAGGAGGAGUGCUACCACGACACUGACAACUGCAAGGCCUGCUACUACACCAACUCCACAGGGGACACCAUCAUGUACAGGGAGAACGAUGUGGUCUACGACGACCAGUGCUACAACUACAUCUGCUCAAACAACCACACCCUCAAGGAGAUGAAGUGCGUGGAUGGCCCGUCUAAGCAGGAGGACUGUGCCCCAGGUCAGAUUUACAUGCCUCCAGAGGAUAUGCAGGACGCCAUCGACAACGACUGCUGUGGAAAGUGUGUGCCCACUCCAUGCCAGACGAAAGAAAACUUCGUCAACAUCACCGUCGAGACCUGCGUUCCGGCUGUCGUGGACAUCGGACAAUGUCUCGGGGCUUGCCCUUACUCUGCCGAGAUAGCCUCUGAACUGCCGACCAAACUGGCAGACUUCGACAAGGCAGGAGUCCUGAUGCACCACUUGUGCGAGUGCUGUUUCGGAGAAAUCGGGGAAAAGGCAUUCCCUCUGCAGUGCGAUGAUGGACUGCACUACGUUAAUAUCAAGUACCUUCACAGCUGCAAAUGUACUCAAUGUGUAGAUGAAGUGGUGGAAGAAUUUCUAGGGGAGAGCGGGUUCGCAGUCAAUUCGCUCGUCUAACAGAACAUCUUCACACCAAAUAUUAACUCCAAACGACAAACGGGAACCAACGGACGACCGAUGUUACGGACGACUAUGGCUAUAAACUCCUAAGGCACUUAAAAUAGCAUUGAUCAUCACCUCAAAAAAAAACAAAAAAAAUUCAAAUUGGUGAAGGGAGAAGGAAAGAGUGGAAAGGAGAAAUAAGACCCGAAAUAGGAUAAUAUAGAGAUCGAUGCCGGUGCUCAAAUCAAUUCAAAUCUG